Messenger RNA from Elaeis guineensis (African oil palm), 546 nucleotides. The record is from RefSeq and is a predicted model, not a curated record. NCBI's taxonomy places the organism in Eukaryota, Viridiplantae, Streptophyta, Magnoliopsida, Arecales, Arecaceae.
AUGCUCCUACUAGAGGAUGACCCAAAUGCCACUCAUAUCAUGAUAGCCACGGGGACUGAGAUUGCUGGCUAUCUUCGGCGCAUGUUCAUGGAAGCUGUACCUAUGAACAAAUUUGGUGGCCUAGCUUGGCUUUUCCUUGGGCUUACAAGCAUUGACAACCUUCUCUAUGAUGAUGAAUUUACCAGCUACCUUCGCAACCAUCCUGACAAACAUCAGGUACAAGAGUUUCCUAUUCUGGAACAGAGAAACAAGAGUGGACGGAAAAUGUAUGUUCAGGACAAGAUUGAGGAGUAUAGUGAUAAAAUUUUUAGAUUUUUGGAUGAAGGUGUGUUUAUCUACUUCUGUCGUCUGAAGGGGGUGAUGCUUGGGAUUCAAGACACACCGGAGAGAGUUGCAGUGCAAAGAGGGGAGAAUUGGGAUGAGAAGCUCUCACAACUCAGGAAGAACAAGCAAUGGUAUGUUGAGUUCUACAGGCUACUGAAAAUUAUGGUUCAUUUGAAGUUGGGUUAUUCACUUUAUGUUCCUGGACUUCCAAGUUGUGCUAUU